Molecule: messenger RNA, 1497 nt
Organism: Knipowitschia caucasica
Lineage: Eukaryota; Metazoa; Chordata; Actinopteri; Gobiiformes; Gobiidae
Source: the annotation of a GenBank genome assembly
AUGGAUCGGGAGAGGGACAUUGAUACUGCGGCUGGAGCCCAUGCGAGCGCCCCUGGGGUCCCAGUGCGAGGCAUGAAGAGGGGAGACCCCGAGCCUGACGCGCAGACAGCCGCUGCCCUCACUGACCUGACCGCGGCAGAGUGCAAGAGAGCCAGGAUAGAUCCAGGCACAGGGGCUGUUGUUGGAGACAUAGGGCAGAACAAUGAGCCUUUAAAUCCUGGUUUCCAUGGAUACCCACCUCACAGUCAGGGCUCCCAGGAUUCGACAGGAGGACAGGAAGGACUGGUAGCUCCGCCUUUUGCAGCGUUCCCCCCUCCGCCCCCACCUCAAAACGGCCUACCCGGGACAGAAUUCGGCCCCGGGGCCAUGUUUGGUGCUGCGGGCCAGGGCACAGCAGAAGUAGGAGCCAGUGUGAAUGGGGCCAACGGUGCUGCAACCACCACAAAUAAUGGGAAGGUGGAGGAGACGUCCCAAGGAGAGACCGGGGUGCAGUGCGGGACAGGGGGCACGGGAGGCUCAGGAGGAGGGUCCCCAGGGGAUUCGGAGGCUAAAGGCGCUCCAAAAAGACUACACGUUUCCAACAUUCCCUUCCGAUUCCGGGACCCAGACCUCAGGCAGAUGUUUGGGCAAUUUGGGAAAAUUCUCGAUGUAGAGAUUAUUUUCAACGAAAGAGGAUCAAAGGGUUUUGGCUUCGUGACAUUUGAGACCAGCGCAGACGCCGAAAAAGCCAGAGAAAAGCUUCACGGCACACUGGUGGAGGGACGCAAGAUUGAGGUGAACAAUGCCACAGCCAGGGUGAUGACUAACAAGAAAAUGGUCAGCCCCUACCCGAACGGAGAGGCUCUGAGCGCGCUGCCUUAUGCAGGUUGGAAACUGAGUCCCAUGAUGGGAGCUGUGUACGGCCCAGAGCUCUACGCAGUGCCAGGGUUCCCAUACCCGUCAGCAGCUGCAGCGGCGGCCACCACAGCAGCAGCAGCGUUCCGGGGAGCGCACCUCCGAGGGCGCGGCCGGCCGGUGUACAGCGCUGUGCGCGCCGCGAUGCCUCAGGCUGCCAUCCCCACAUACCCUGGUGUGGUCUAUCAGGAUGGGUUUUACGGAGCUGCAGACUUGUAUGUAAGUAAACUCACGUCUCACCCACACCGCACUCUCCCCCUCACUGCUUUUCUCUUUUGUUUUUCCUCUGCGGGUGAUUCUGCAUGUGAGUCCACUCGCCACAGACUGCCUGGCUACAGACUAGUGUUUCAGGACUCAGUGCUUAGUCCCAGGUUGCCUCAGGGUGGGUAUCCUGCAGCCGCCGCGGCCGCCGCCUAUCGUUACGCCCAACCAGCUGCUGUAACCGGGGCAACCGCUGCAGCUGCCGCCUACAGUGACAGUUAUGGCAGAGUGUACACUACAGACCCCUACCACGCUCUGACCCCGGCCGCCGCCGCCGCGUACGGAGUGGGAGCCAUGGCCAGUUUAUACCGGGCGGGCUACAGCCGAUUCGCUCCCUACUAA